Lonchura striata (white-rumped munia) is the source of this 1025-nucleotide messenger RNA. RefSeq names its product leucine rich repeat containing 72 (gene LRRC72). NCBI's taxonomy places the organism in Eukaryota, Metazoa, Chordata, Aves, Passeriformes, Estrildidae. The record is from RefSeq and is a predicted model, not a curated record. Gene Ontology annotation, molecular function: protein binding.
AUGAUGUUGCGCAAAAUAGCUCAUGCAAUAGAAAAACAGUGGAAGAUUUGUGGCUAUAAGAGCAAUGUGGAUGUCGUAGCACUGUAUCUGGCUAGACAAGGACUAAAAAGUAUCCCAAGUCUAUCACAGUUUCGCAGAUUAAGGUAUUUGUGGAUUAACAACAAUAAGAUCAAAGAUUUAACCUUCUUGAUCAAAAACUAUUACUUGACUGAACUCUAUCUCAACAAUAAUGAGCUGACAGAUAUAUCAGGUGCUCUGAAACACUUAUGUUCAUUACAGAUUCUGUUUCUUCACAACAACGAGUUAAAAAAACUUGGCAAAACAGUGAAGGAGUUGAAAGGAAUGAUAAGCUUGCAGACUCUAAACCUAUUCCAAAACCCUCUGGCAUAUGAUCCAGACUACCGGCUUUAUGUGAUAUACUUCCUUCCUUCAGUUCAGCUCCUUGACAGGAAGUUAGUUACACAAAGAGAAAGGGAGUCAGCACUUCAUCUCUAUAACCCCAAAAUGGCUUGGGUCAUGCAGUCAAUAGCUUUUGGGAAGAGAGUAGACACAUCCCUGGGGACUACGGUGGGAUCUAGAUGCACUCAACCAGCCAGAAGACCGAUAAUGCCCCCAGGUCAUGAAUUUGGAAAUAACACAAAUAAAGUACCAUUUGAGGACCCCGAAGAUGCAAUUUUGGUACGGGCAAUGACAAGAUCUCUAAUGGAAUUUUCCUCUGUGGACUGGAACAAAGUAGCCACUUGUCAAGAAAGAUGGCUUAAAAACAAAGCAGAAGAGCCCCUUGAGAAGCUGACAGUCCAGUUUAGAUGAGAAAAAACCAAUUUCCCUCUCUAAUGUUAACCCUAUAAGUAGGUUAACAGCUCAAUAAACCAAGUACACAACAACACCUAUCUAGUUAAGUGAAUUUCCAAAAAACAAUAUUAGUGUAACAUUUCUUUUAUCAUAUGCUGUAUAGAGAAUGAAAAAAUUAAGAUAACAAAUGGUAAAUAGUUGCAAUGUUAUAAUAAAAGUUGCUUGAAAUGCAA